Molecule: messenger RNA, 3790 nt
Organism: Arachis stenosperma
Lineage: Eukaryota; Viridiplantae; Streptophyta; Magnoliopsida; Fabales; Fabaceae
Product: pentatricopeptide repeat-containing protein At2g36730-like
Exons: 5
Coding region: 459-1910 (483 amino acids)
Biological process (GO): RNA modification
Molecular function (GO): RNA binding; protein binding
Source: RefSeq, a predicted model, not a curated record
CCUUCGUGCGUCAUUAGAGGAGAAUAAGUAUUCUAUUUCUUGAUUUUAUUUUGGGUGUCUAUUCUGUUUCUUGAUUUGAAAUGGGUAAGAGAACACUCACAAGUCACAACCUUCGUUAAAUUUGGAUGCGUGUCUUCACGAUCAUUUGUUAAGUUGCCACUUGCCACAAUGUAAAGGUUUGACUCAUAAAAAAGCUUACGAGUUGAUGUCAAACUCAAAUAACAUGCAUAUAUGUACGAUAAGAAAUUAAGAAUCAGAGAAAGUGCACUUAGCUUGUUGAAUGGUCACUUCAUCCUUCUGUGUGGGGAAUUGAAUGCCGCCUUGUACACCAAGCAACUGAUCGGUCAGCAAUAGACUCGAGCUCCGAUCGGUAACAACCUUGCCUUGCUGCCGCCGGUAGCGGAUACCUUGGGAAACUCCGAGUCUCUGAUCAGUGAUCACCAACAACCUUUCUUCGAAUGGUGCCGCCAAAACUGCACUUCUCGCUCAAACACCGCUUCCCCCGUUCACCACCGCCGCCACGAACCUUCUCAACCAUUCCACUUCCGCCGCCCACUCCUCCUAGUCUCUCUCUCCUCGCCGACCAAUGCACCACAAUACACCACCUCAAUCAAGUCCACGCCCAGAUGAUCCUUACCGGCCACAUCCGCCAAGACCCCUUCGCCGCCAGCCGCCUCCUCUCCUCCUCCGCCCUCUCCCCCUUCGCCGACCUCACCCUCGCGUCUAGAAUCUUUUCCUCCCUCCCAUACCCACCCAACACCUUCAUGUGGAACACCCUCAUCCGCGCCCACGCCUCUAGCCCCAAUCCCCAUUACUCUCUCUGCCUUUACGUCUCCAUGAGGAAGCUAGGCGCUAUUCCAGGGAAACACACCUUCCCCUUUCUCCUUAAGGCCUGCUCUAACAUUCCCUCCCUGCCAGCCUGUACCCAGGUUCACACACACGUGCUGAAAUUCGGGCUGUGCUUUGAUUCCCACGUGGGCAAUGGUUUGGUCAGGGGUUACUCUGUUUCCGGAGAUUUUACCCGUGCGCGCCUUAUGUUCGAUGAAAUGUCGGACAGGAGUUUGAGUCUUUGGACGACGAUGGUUUGUGGGUAUGCUCAGAAUCACUGUUAUGAUGAGGCUUUGGGGCUUUUUGAUGAGAUGAUUGGGGAUGGAUUGGAGCCCAAUGCUGCGACGCUGGCUUCAGUGUUAUCGGCUUGCGCUCGGGCGGGGUAUCUUGAGCUUGGACAGAGGAUUCAUGAGUUCAUGAAGGUGAAGGGGUUUGAGGUGAAAGUGAUUAUUGGGACGGCGUUGGUUUACAUGUAUGCAAAGAAUGGGGAGAUUGUUAUGGCUCGGAAGUUGUUUGAUGAAAUGAUUGAGAAAAAUGUGGUUACUUGGAAUGUGAUGAUCUCUGGCUUGGCUGCUCAUGGACAUGUUGAAGAUGCUCUUGGUCUCUUUGAGAAGCUGAAGGAGGAGCAAGCUGUCGUUCCUAACAAUGUCACUUUCUUAGGGGUUUUGUCGGCUUGUUGUCAUGCUGGCUUGGUUGAUGUUGGUCGUGAGAUCUUUUAUUCGAUGAAACAUGUGUAUGGGGUUGACGCAAAGAUUGAACAUUAUGGGUGCAUGGUGGAUCUUCUUGGAAAAGAGGGUAAGUUGAUAGAGGCAGAGGAACUGGUAAAAGGAAUGCCUUGGAAGCCUGAUAUUGUUAUUUUAGGAGCUUUGUUGGCAGCUUGCAAAAAUAAUGGAAAUACCAAGGUUGCUAAAAGAGUCGUAAAAGAAAUCCUUGCUCUGGAACCUCAUAAUCAUGGUGUUCAUGUUGCUAUGUCGAAUAUAUAUGCGGAGGCUGGACAAUGGAAUGAAGUUUUGAGACUGAGGAAGGUUAUGAAAGAAGAAAGACUAAAGAAAACUCCAGGGUGGAGCCUUGUUGCUACUUAAUUGAGCAUUGUCCAAAAGAUUUCGUUUUUUCAAUUGUCAUAAUUAACCAAAUGAGUAGACUUAAGUUGCUCAAAUGUGCCUGAUUAAAUCCUAAAUCACUUCUGUUUGAACUGUUUCUGCUACUUGGAAGACCAAAAUUAGUUGAGGUGGUUGCCGAAAAGGUGGUGUUGCAGUACUACUUAUUAAUGUCUGAUUGUCGCAUCCUAGUCGCAAGAACAUAAGCACUGCUUGAGGUAGUGUCAUUCAAAAUGGAAUUGCCAAUAUUAAAAUUUUGGACAGAGUUAUGCUUUGGUAUGGCUAAUGUCAACAUUACUGAACGAUUGUGGGAUUCAGAUAACGUAGAAGCUUUUCAGACAAACAAGGAACUCCUAUGCUCCUAUUAGGAGAAAGAUGCAUCUAUCUAUCUAUCUAUCUAUCUAUCUAUCUAUUAUUAAUAUUAAUAUUUAAUAUAUAAUAGGAGAGUAGUAGUAGGUCCUUUACUCGACAAGUGGCACGUCCAAUGGUUGACAAGUGCUAGCUUUCAUUGUAUGACAUGUGUAAGUUAUCAAAACAGCAGCUGUGAAAUUUGAAAUAUGAAGCUCAGCGGGAUUUUCCCAAAAAGAAUAGCUCCAGUAAUAUUGAAUCUUUUUCCAUUUCAACUCCAUGAUUUGAAUCUCUCUCUUAGUCAUUAUGAUCUGCAGCUCUGAAGAAGUAGCUUCAAAUUUUUGGGAUUCAUUUGGUGUUUACUUUCGUUUCCUCCCCGGCACCAGUGACAUCGACACCGUCUACCUCUGCCUGGUCCGACUUGCAGAAAGUAGUAGCCUUAACCUUACAAAGUUGGUACUUCUUCAGCAUAUCUACCUUCUCUGUUUUGAACCGUGUUCAUCAUGCCUCAAUCUCAAAGAAGAUACAUUCAGAGAAGAAGAAAGCUAGGGCCUUCCACGAAAUGCAGCCCAAGGUUGAGAAAGAGAUGGACAGUGUUUAAGGUUGUUGAAGAUGGAAACCUGACUUUUACCCUUCAGGAGGAGGCAAAUUGAGACAGUAGAUGAAGAUGAUUGUUAUGCAGAGAUCCUAAAGAAUGCUAUUAUCAUGCGAGAUGAAUCAGCACUCCCAUGGGUGGAUCCAGCAAUGACACAAUCGCUACUAAAGGACUGCUCAUGCCAAGGGACACCAAAUAGGAGAAUAAGACUAAGGAUUCCAAAUAAAGGAUUUGUCCUCCUUUAGCUACCGUAAUUUGUUUCCAAGGCUGCGGCUCUCUAUGUAUUGGCUUACAAGCAAAACAUUAACUAAAGGAGGUUGCAGUUGUGGCCUAACAUAUUCAAUGGUUGACACGCCACUGACAGACGACAAUGGAAAAACUGGACCGUAAAGCUACGCAGAUGAGCAUGUAAGGAACCGGACAGAGACAGGGGAUGCAAACCAUGUGAUUUGUGGUAGUUAUGGCUAUAGCUUAUAGGUGCUAACUUUUCAUAACAUUUUAAGGGAAAAAAAAAGGAAAGAAAUCGCGCUGAUUCUUGUAGGAAGGAGGAAAUUAUAAUAUUCAAGAUUACGCAUCUGGUAACCUGCAAAGUUGCAGGAAGUGAUUCCUAACCGUGUAAGUCGGCUAAGAUUCGAUGGUACCAUUUGUUAAAGGGUAGUGCAAUGGCCUAAGUGUACAAUGUGUACAAUGGGCUAAAUUUUGGUUCAUGAAUAAAAUGAAUUGAUUUUGAGGUUCACCAAAGAUCGAACUCUUGACCUUUCGGAUCUAGAGCUCUAAUGUCAUAUCUAAAACCACUCAUCUCAAAAAUGUAACUUGACAAGACAAUGUAACAUUAAUGGUCAUAUCUCUAAUACUUCCUAAACCUCCAUUGUACACAUUGUACGCUUAAACCAUUGGCUUCCUAUACUUUCUCUUUGUUAAA